AUGAAAGUUUCCCUCUUCUCCAUAUUCCAUCUUCCAUACCCUCUGGUUUCUACCUGUAAUUUUUCUUUCUUCCUUUCUCCAGAAUAUGAAGUCUCCAUCUCUGGAACUAGAGUAGAGCUGACAUGCCCUAACCAGAAUCCUGAGUGGAGCUUCAAUGCUAACAAAUUAACAGGUUUGGGGAGAACCUAUGUGGAGGAGAUAUUUUCGGAAGUGGAACACAGUGGUUUUUAUUCCUGCGAUCAAAACAAAACUCUUCUCUACCUGAAGGCAAGAGUGUGUGAGAACUGUCUGGAGGUGGAUGCGAUGAUAGUGGCCACAAUCAUCAUAGUGGACAUCUGCAUUACCCUGGGUGUGCUGUUCGUGGUAUAUUACUGGAGCAAGAACAAGAAGGCCAAAGCCAAGCCUGUGACAAGGGUGACGGGUACUGGCGGCAGACCCAGGGGACCCAACAAGGAGCGGCCACCACCAGUUCCCAACCCAGACUAUGAGCCCAUCCGGAAAGGCCAGAGGGACCUGUACGCGGGCCUGAACCACAGAGGCGUCUGACAGCUCCUGAGGACUCUGCGUCCCCU
Condylura cristata (star-nosed mole) is the source of this 572-nucleotide messenger RNA. It is a transcript of the gene CD3E, whose product is annotated as CD3e molecule, epsilon (CD3-TCR complex). The transcript has 5 exons. The record is from RefSeq and is a predicted model, not a curated record. The coding region runs from base 1 to 546 and encodes 181 amino acids. Gene Ontology annotation, biological process: positive thymic T cell selection; cell surface receptor signaling pathway. Lineage: Eukaryota; Metazoa; Chordata; Mammalia; Eulipotyphla; Talpidae. Gene Ontology annotation, molecular function: transmembrane signaling receptor activity. Gene Ontology annotation, cellular component: membrane; alpha-beta T cell receptor complex; external side of plasma membrane.